Molecule: messenger RNA, 1968 nt
Organism: Chiroxiphia lanceolata (lance-tailed manakin)
Lineage: Eukaryota; Metazoa; Chordata; Aves; Passeriformes; Pipridae
Product: bone morphogenetic protein 8B-like
Exons: 7
Coding region: 1-1293 (430 amino acids)
Biological process (GO): SMAD protein signal transduction
Cellular component (GO): extracellular region
Molecular function (GO): growth factor activity; cytokine activity
Source: RefSeq, a predicted model, not a curated record
AUGGGGCCGGGGCGCGGGGCGGGCGGGGGGCGGCGGGGGGCCGUGGCGCUGCUGUGGGUGGCGGCCGUGCUGUGCCAGCUGGGCACUGGCAGCGUCCUCCGCCGCCGGCUCCACGCCGCCGGGGUCCCGCAGCGGCGGCUGAGCGGCGGCGAGCGGCGGGACGUGCAGCGGGAGAUCCUGGCCGUGCUGGGGCUGCCCGGCCGGCCCCGGCCCCGCGCCCCCGCCCGCGCCCCCGCCGCCGCCGCGCCGCUCUUCAUGCUCGACCUGUACCACGCCGUGGCCGGCGAGGAGGAGGAGGAGGACGGGGAGGAAGCGGCCGUGUCGCGGCCGGUGCUCACCGGGCUCAGCACCCAGAGCCCCCCGCCCGGCAGCGUCGUCAGCCACGCGGACACCGUGGUCAGCCUCGUCAACAUGGUGGAGCAGGACCGGGACAUGUUCUCGCCGAAGCCGUACUGGAAGGAGUUCAGGUUCGACCUGACCCAGGUGCCCGCGGGCGAGUCCGUCACGGCCGCCGAGUUCCGCAUCUACAAGGCCCGGGGGACGUCCUGGCACGGCAACAACAGCCUCCACAUCAGCAUCUACGAGGUGGCUGCAGGGCACUCCAACAGGGAAUCUGACCUGUUCCUGCUGGAUGUCCAGGACCUGCGUGCUGGGACAGAGGGUUGGCUGGUGUUUGACGUCACAGCCGCCAGCAACCACUGGUUACUGGAUCAGAAAUACAACCUGGGGCUGAGGCUCUAUGUGGAGACAGAUGAUGGGCACAGCGUCGAUCCGGGCUCGGCGGGGCUGUUGGGGCGCCGGGGGCCCCGCUCCAAGCAGCCCUUCAUGGUGACGUUUUUCCGGGCGAGUCCCAGCCCUGCCCGUGUCACACGAGCGGCCAAACCCCCGAGGAGGCGGCAGCCCAAGAAGACCAACGACCUCCCACAUCCAAACAAGCUCCCGGGAAUUUUUGAUGACGUCCACACCGCGGACAGUCGGCAGGUCUGCCGGCGCCACGAGCUCUACGUCAGCUUUCAGGACCUCGGCUGGCUGGACUGGGUGAUCGCUCCACAGGGAUACUCAGCCUAUUACUGCGAGGGGGAGUGUGCCUUCCCCCUGGACUCCUGCAUGAACGCCACCAACCACGCCAUCCUGCAGUCCCUGGUCCACCUGAUGAAGCCUGAGGCCGUGCCCAAGGCGUGCUGUGCCCCCACCAAGCUCAGUGCCACCUCUGUCCUCUACUACGACAGCAACAACAACGUCAUCCUCAAGAAGCAUCGUAACAUGGUGGUGAAAUCAUGUGGCUGCCACUGAUGGACAGGUUCCAUCCCUGUCCCUUAACAUCCCAUCCCCACCUCUGAAUGCCCCAUCCUCAAACAUCCCAUCCCUGAACAUCCCAUCUCCAUCCCUGAACGUCCCAUCCCACCCCCACCAGAGCAAUGUGACACUGGGUUUCUGCUGCAUGUGUGGAAGAGGAGUUUCAUGGGCUGCAUCAGAGCCAAAGUCCAUUAAUAAUAAUAAUAAUAAUAAUAAAUAAUAAAAAUAAAUCCCUCCCGCCCCUUCCCAGAAGUGGAUGUAAAUAAUAUAAAACUUCUAUUCUCUUACCCUGCUUAAUGAGACACAUAGAUAUACAAGCAUAUAUAUAUAUAUAUGUAUAGGAAAGAGAGGAUUUGUGGCUGGUUCUGUGUCUGGUUUGUCUGUGGCUGAUGUGUUUUCCCCUCAUGCUGCUGCAGUCUCUGGUGGAAGCAGUUUAAGGGUAAUUAGGACAAGGGAGGCAGCAUCUGAGUUGCUCUGGGAUUGAGCUGUUUCUAGCUGUGUAUUUCUAACUAACCCACCUCUACCCAGUGCUUUUAAUUCCCUUAAUGAAAAUAUCAUCAGCCAAUUAAGUAGCUGGCUGACUAACCCGCUCCUGUUUACCUAAAGUUCACCAAACUCAGCCACUUGGAAAAAAAAUAAAAUAUCCAUAUUGAGCUACGGCACUGUUAUAAA